This is a messenger RNA of Caretta caretta (loggerhead turtle), 3902 nucleotides long. The record is from RefSeq and is a predicted model, not a curated record. NCBI's taxonomy places the organism in Eukaryota, Metazoa, Chordata, Testudines, Cheloniidae.
CAAUCAGCUGCCCCAGCGACGGGCGCUCACAUCCUGCAAGAAGCGGAAGUGACCCAUUUGCCCACCUGCCUUCUCUGGGCACCCUCGGCCUUUCCCUGGCCGAGGGGUAGCGGGCGCAUCAGUGCGCCACCUCCCUCAUCUGUCCCUGAUUGGCGGUCGCUCGUCUUGCUGCCUGGCGCGGGCUCGGGUAGCUCCUGACGGGGCCGGGGGAACAAAGAGGAGACACGGGGUAGGCCGCGCCGCCGGCUCCAGGGUGAGCUGGGAGCCGGAGCCCGAGCUGGGCCGCCGCCGCCGUUGCUGCCACCACCACCACGGUGGGGCUGUGCCAGGAGAGAGCUUCCCUGGAGUUCUGUCUGCGCCCAGCCCGGGCGGGCUUUCCCCGGCUGGAGCCAGCCCCAGGCUCUGCUGCCCCGGUCCCGAGCCGAGACACCAGGCUGAAGCGUUACAUCCCAUCCUUCUGGAGGACAGGGAAGGGAAAUAGCUGCAGUGAAACCAGUUCAGGGGCCAGUGAGCUUUGAGGAGGUGGCUGUGUAUUUCAUCAAGGAAGAGUGGGCUCUGCUGGACCCUGCUCAGAGAGUUCUCUACAGGCAAGUCAUGCAGGAGAACUAUGAUAAUUUGACCUCACUGGCAGAUGAUGGGAUGGUGAGUGAGACCAUGGAGCAGAAUCCUCAUCAGGAAGUUCACAAGCAAGUGGAAUCACGUGGGGUGUUAUUGCAAAGAUGCAAAGGGAGUGUGUCCAGGAGUUGUGAGCAGGGAAAAACCUGUGAGAGUCAGCACAGGCCAGAGAAGUGGCAGGGAAACCAACCAGCGCAGAAGGUUGGUAAAUCUGUUAAUUAUCAGGGAACUCUCAAAGGCCUCAAGGAAAGCAUGGCCCAGCAGGGAAUCCCCAAGGGAGAGAGAAAGAACACAUGUGUUGAUUGUGGGGAAAAAUUCAGUAGGCGCUUACAGCUUAUUACACAUCAGAAGACCCACACAGGGAAGAAACCCUAUGAAUGCUGUGAGUGCAGGAAAACCUUCACUGAUAGUGCAAACCUUAUUAGACAUCAGAGGAUCCACACAGGCGAGAGACCCUAUACCUGCUGUGAGUGUGGGAAAAGCUUUGCUUGGAGAUCAAGCCUUAUUACACAUCAGAGGAUCCACACAGGGGAGAAACCCUAUGAAUGCUGUGAGUGCGGAAAAACCUUCAAUGAUAGCUCACACCUUAUUAUACAUAAGAGGAUUCAUACAGGAGAGAGAAAUUACACAUGCGUUGAUUGUGGGAAAAAGUUCAGUAGACGCUCAACCCUUAUUACGCAUCAGAGGAUCCACACUGGGAAGAAACCCUAUGAAUGCUGUGAGUGCAAGAAAACCUUCAUUGAUAGCUCAAAUCUUAUUAGACAUCAGAGGAUCCACACAGGAGAGAGGCCCUAUAAAUGCUGUGAAUGUGGGAAAACCUUCACUACAAGCUCACUCCUUAUUACACAUCAGAGGAUCCACACAUCAGAGAAACCCUAUGAAUGCUGCGAGUGUGGGAAAGACUUUUCUUCAAGCUCAUACCUUAUUACACAUCAGAGGAUCCACACAGGGGAGAAACCCUAUAAAUGUCUUGAGUGUGGGAAAACCUUUGCUUGGAGCUCAUACCUUAUUAUACAUCAGAGGAUCCACACAGGGGAGAAACCCUAUAAAUGUUUUGAGUGCGGGAAAACCUUUGCUGUUAGCUCAAACCUUGUUACACAUCAGAGGGGCCACACAGGAGAGAGAAAUAACACAUGUGUUUAUUGUGGGAAAAAGUUCAGUAGGCGCUCAACCCUUAUUAGACAUCAGAGGAGCCACACAGGAGAGAGACCCUAUGCAUGCUGUGAAUGUGGGAAAACCUUCACUCGGAGCUCACACCUCAUCAGGCAUCAGAGCAUUCACACAGAGGAGAAACCCUAUAAAUGCUGUGAAUGUGGAAAAACCUUCAAUCGGAGCUCAAACCUUAUUAGGCAUCAGAGGAUCCACACAGGGGAGAAACCCUAUGAAUGCUGUGAGUGUGGGAAAACCUUCACUCAGAGCUCACAAAUUAUUACACAUCAGAGGAUCCACACAGGGGAGAGACCCUAUGAAUGCUCCGAGUGUGGGAAAUUCUUCCAGCAGAGGUCCGCCCUUAUUUAUCAUCAGAAAAGUUGCAAGGGAGAUAAACACCAUAAAAAUCUUGUCUAGGGCUGAGAAAAUAUUUUGUUUUCCUUUUGCUAAUUCCCACGUAGUGAGCUUUAAGGCAGCAUUUGUGUCACCAUGGCCUCUCAGCUCCCUCAGCUGAGUAGUCUGCUUUUCCCUUUUGCAGCUCACCCUUCCUUGGGGUGAAUCCCAGUCCUUUUCAUCAAAUGCUUUGUCCUAUGUCAUAGAAGUGUAUGUCCCUCCAACAGGAAUGUCCUUCAGCCCCAGGUAGGGGGACCAAGAGUGACCUCAACUAGGUACAUGGAGGUUAAAUCUACCUGGGCCUUGACUCCACUAGUAUUUUCCAUGGAGUUAGCUACCUUGAGGUAGCUAUCCUGUUGUAAAAGCAACUAUUUUUUCAGUAAAGAAAAUAGCCCAUUUAUAGUGGCCAUGGUAAUUUAGCCCUGACAUAACCUCCAUUGCUUUUCCUAGCCUAAACAAAUUUGGAGAAUUACAUUUAUCCUUUUCCUCCCACUGCAAAGCGAUUGUUAGUCAUCAAGUUACAUUGGGUUGUGUUCAAUAGCAGUUGUUAUUGUACCAUUUUUCUCAUUUUAAAUAUAUUUAAAUAUAACAAAGAGAAAGGACCAGGAUUGGGGAUAGGGAAAAAAGUGUUUUUUCAACCUCUGUGGCACCUGAAGUAGUGAGUCAGAGGGAUUCCCACCUUCUGAAUUACCCCAGCAGUAUUUCCUCUGUGCCAUGUAGAAUUUAUCUUCUCCACAUUCUAUACCUCCACUUCUCAAUGUGUCAUAUGAUUCAGUGUUCUCAGCCUUCUGCUUGGGAAUCAGUUUUUUUCUUUCAUCCUAAAACAUAGUAAUUUAGGGUCUGAGAUGAAAGUGUCAAAGAUCUCGAAGGGGAAUUUGAAUGGAUCUCAAACAUAGUGUGAUCAUUUUGUAAGCCAUAGGGCUAGCUAGCAUAUUCUUGGCUGUAAUGCAAGAAACCUAGAGGCAACAUCCUGUAUGUUGAGUUAAGGCAAGUUUGCAUACAUAUAUUUGGGACCUUUAGCCUAUAUAAAUGAUAAUAAGCUAAUGCAUAAAGUGUGUUUGUGUGUGUAUAUAUAUAUGUUUGUGAUCUUUAGCAUAGAUAAGUGAGGAAACAUUAAGAUAGAGGGCUACCUAAGUUCAUGUCCUCUAUAAACUUAACAGGUACACCACAAAGAACAUGGAAAUAACUUGUUAGGCCAGAAAUAAGAGAUAAGAAUGAGCUAAGUGUCAUUAAUAGGUAUGAAUAUGUCAUUAAUUCACAUGAACAUGCCAGCCUAUAGGGUAAAUGUACUUUGAUUUUUGUGGGUGAGGAAAUUAAGUUUGGACAUGGAAGGAGGGCACCUGGUGCUCAGGCUCUAUAAGAGGGGCAACCUACCAUGUUAAGUUAGCCUUAUAGCUUCUAUAGUCUUAGUCUUAUAGUUCUCUAUAGUUCUUAAUUCUUAAAUUAGUUGGGUCAAACUCUAUUAGAUUAUGAUGUCUUUCUAUAGCUUUUAGUGCUCUAGCUUCUCCUAAGCUCUUCACCUCCCACUCGAGAACUGGGGAACCUGGAAAUCAGACUCUUUUGGCAUGCCAGAGGUAAGGCUGGUCCUUUGUCUCUUACCACCAGGUUAUCUAAAAAGCUUUAAAAUAUAUAAUACCAGAUGUGCCACUAGAAGAAUAUUAUUUCCUUUGUAAUUCUAACUGAUUAUUAUCUAUUUUAUUAUUAUUCCAUUUCAUCUCAAUAAAAGUCUUUAAGGUUAUAUUUUC